Anoplophora glabripennis (Asian longhorned beetle) is the source of this 1660-nucleotide messenger RNA. Its product is annotated as beta-1,4-glucuronyltransferase 1-like. The transcript has 3 exons. The coding region runs from base 100 to 1434 and encodes 444 amino acids. NCBI's taxonomy places the organism in Eukaryota, Metazoa, Arthropoda, Insecta, Coleoptera, Cerambycidae. The record is from RefSeq and is a predicted model, not a curated record.
AUAACUAUAUCAGUUUCGCUUUUUAUUACAAUAGUCUGCAGAUUCAGUUUUUGGAACAGGAUUUCGCGUAAACUUUGAAGAUAAGUUAUCUGAUAUUUAAUGAUGAGAUGCCAGCUAAGAACAUCGCAACUUAUAUUACUUUUGUACUUGCCCAAUGGCAAUGACCACGACACAAUGUUCUUUAACAGACGUAUAUACAUCGGCUUUGCUCUGGUUAUCGCGUCCAUUUUAGCAAUAACCAUAGUUUUGAACUCCAGUUAUUGUCCUUUAUCUGACGCUGGCAACAUCAGCGUGGCUAGGAGUACGAUUGAGGCUAUAGUGGAGUGCGAAGAUGUCUAUCUCGAGAAAAAAGUGAAGCAAAGAGGCCAAUUCUUAGUUUUCGAAAAUUUCGUGAUGGCGGAAACUCAGUUCAACUGUGCGGACAGCAUUACCCUGACAGCUCCUGGGGAUUACAGGUUUCUGGAUAACGUUGUGCCUUUGGUGGAGAGAUGGGAGGGACCCAUUAGUGUUGCGUUAUACGCGCCUGGGUCCGAUUUUUUUACAACCCUCCAGUGUAUAGCGUACCUAAGGACUUGUACCACUCCUCUUGUACGCGAGUUGGUGACGUUUCAUUUGUUUUUUGAGUUCGAGCACAUGCCAAAGAAGAAAAACGCAUCACUGAUCAAUAUCUACGAGGACACUUUUAACUGCAGCUUGAAACCUCCUUACGAAGUAUUGAAAGACAAUGACAUGUACAAAGAAAAAAACAACCUGACCUACCCCAUAAAUACGGCUAGGAACAUAGCAAGAACAGCCGCACAAACUCAUUUCGUCUUCCCUUCGGACAUAGAACUCUACCCCACAAGGAACUUCAUUCCAAUGUUUCUAACUUUCAUCAGACAGCACCCGGAAUACGCCCAAAAAGAUUCCAAGAAUGUUUUCGUGUUGCCUAUUUUUGAGGUGAAAGCAAAUGAGAAGGUACCAGAAAACAAGACACAUUUACACGACAUGUUUGAGAAGAAAAAUGCCAUUUUGUUUCACCAAGGGGUCUGUACCCCGUGUCAUAAAAUUCCUGGUCAGGGCGAGUGGUUAGAUGCGGAAGAAACUUCAGAUUUAAAUGUGUUUAACGUGACGAAAAGACAAGGGCCACAUAACAUUUGGGAACCUUUCUUCGUCUGUACCCACAAGGAGCCACUGUGGGAUGAACGACUAAACUGGGAAGGCCAAGGAAACAAAAUGUGUCAGGUAUACGCCCUGUGUAUACAUGACUACGAUUUUAUGGUUCUAGACAACGCGUUUUUGAUCCAUAAGCCAGGAAUUAAAAAGAAAAAAGUUCAGAUGGUGAAGCAUAUGAGCGAGGUCGUAAAGAAUAAUAGAAUACUGUCAAAAAUCCAGAGGGAAAUGCAAGACAUUUUCGGGCCAAAUAAAAACUGCAAGAUACACAAUGUGUUUUAAAAAUAUUUAUUUAUUGAAAUAUGUAGUUCUUAUGAUGAGGACUCGAGUUUUAAAGAUUAAAAAACCUGUGAUAUUACAUGUAUUAUGUAAAUAUUUAUUGUAAUAUUUUUAUUUUUGAUGGAUUAUGGACCUAAAUCCUACAAUUAUGGAGAACUGCGUUUAUUUAUUGAUAAUAUUUAACGAAAUUGUACAGGGUGUAUAACAUUUUCUUCAUCCAAUCUUGUUU